Molecule: messenger RNA, 792 nt
Organism: Marasmius oreades (fairy-ring Marasmius)
Lineage: Eukaryota; Fungi; Basidiomycota; Agaricomycetes; Agaricales; Marasmiaceae
Exons: 4
Coding region: 1-792 (263 amino acids)
Source: RefSeq, a predicted model, not a curated record
AUGCUUGGAUGGAGUGAGGACACCACUCGUAAACCCGGUUCUGUUGUGAGGGAAUCUAAGCCAAAAAACACGAAUACGCAAGAGCCCUCUAGACUUGGAUUCAGUCUCGAACAUACAGCUGCAAAAAACGCCAUCAAUUUUAAUUCCUUCAAUGGAUCCAUCCUUUGGAAGAAAUGUAAAAGUUCUGUUGCUCAGUCGGGAGAUGAAUGUUGCAAGAGAAGUUGGGUUUUCUAUCAAUCACCGUUGGACGAGAGCAUCACAAUCGGUCGGGUAGCUGAAAUUCUUACAGAUGAGACCAUGCACAUCAUUGUUAUCGAAGAGUUCCAAAUCGCUCCAAAUAGAGAUGCCUUCUUUGAGCUGCCAUAUGUCUACCGAAGGCAGGGUGAAGAGAGCUGCAUCAUUGUUCUGAGUCAGAAUAUUUUGUUUAGACAGAAUGUCCAGCACGACUGCCGGAAAAGUAAAUGUGAAGGUACGGGAGUGCGGGCACGGCAACAGGAGCGACAGGAGAGCAAUCGGAUCAUACAGUUCAUUGAGCACAAGUCUGACGAUCAUUUCCUCAUCAACCUCUAUGCAUUCCACAAUGCCCAUCUUGUCCGGCGAAUUCUUCCUCGAGGGUUGACAGCACCGUCACUUUUCUUCCCGGAUCGCAUCAAUCAACACGACAAGGUUGCUGAGGGACUUCGAGUCAAGCUAACCAGGAGGAAAGAUGAGAUUCAACGAAGAUGCACAGAAAAGCGAAAACAGCAGGCCAACGAUGGCAUCGGAGGAGCUAAACGGUCCCGAGCAAACUAG